Carassius gibelio (silver crucian carp) is the source of this 4402-nucleotide messenger RNA. RefSeq names its product fibroin heavy chain-like. Gene Ontology annotation, cellular component: extracellular region. NCBI's taxonomy places the organism in Eukaryota, Metazoa, Chordata, Actinopteri, Cypriniformes, Cyprinidae. The coding region runs from base 159 to 4238 and encodes 1359 amino acids. The record is from RefSeq and is a predicted model, not a curated record. Gene Ontology annotation, molecular function: peptidase inhibitor activity. The transcript has a single exon.
CCAACCCUGAUCAAAGCCGCCUACCUCAGAUUUUUCUAAUGAUCCCAAAGACAUUGACUGGCACUGAUUAACAUGCUCGGGUGUGUUUGACUAGGGUUGGAGCUAAACUCUGCAGGAAUGUGGAUCUCGAAGUCCAGAUUUAAGGAUCUCUGGUCUAUAUGCACAAACUAAAGCUGACUAUCUGUGUUCAUGCAGUGAAGCCAGGUCAAUGUCCCAUACCGGAGAUGAUCCCACUCUGUGCUGAUAGCUGUUUCAAUGAUGGCCAGUGUCCUGCCACACAGAAAUGUUGCCCAACCACCGGUGGCUUUGCAUGCAGUGAACCGCGUGGCCAGGGAAGAGGUCAGGCAACUUGCCAUGGAAACGGUUCUGGCCAGGGAAGCGGCUAUGGCCAGGGCGCGGGUCAGGGAAGCGGCUAUGGCCAGGGCGCGGGUCAGGGAAGCGGCUAUGGCCAGGGCGCGGGACAGGGCGCGGGUCAGGGAAGCGGCUAUGGCCAGGGCGCGGGACAGGGCGCAGGACAGGGAAGCGGCUAUGGCCAGGGUGCGGGACAGGGCGCAGGACAGGGAAGCGGCUAUGGCCAGGGCGCAGGUCAGGGUGCUGGCCAGGGAAGCGGCUAUGGCCUGGGAAGCGGCUAUGGCCAGGGUGCAGGAGCUGGACAGGGAAGUGGCGCAGGAGUUGGACAGGGAAGCGGCUAUGGCCAGGGUGCUGGAGCAGGACAGGGAAGCGGCUAUGGCCAGGGCGCUGGAGCAGGACAGGGAAGCGGCUAUGGCCAGGGCGCUGGAGCAGGACAGGGAAGCGGCUAUGGCCAGGGCGCUGGAGCAGGACAGGGAAGCGGCUAUGGCCAGGGCGCAGGAGCUGGACAGGGAAGCGGCUAUGGCCAGGGCGCAGGAGCUGGACAGGGAAGCGGCUAUGGCCAGGGCGCAGGAGCUGGACAGGGAAGCGGCUAUGGCCAGGGCGCAGGAGCUGGACAGGGAAGCGGCUAUGGCCAGGGCGCAGGAGCUGGACAGGGAAGCGGCGCUGGAGCAGGACAGGGAAGCGGCGCUGGAGCAGGACAGGGAAGCGGCUAUGGCCAGGGCGCUGGAGCAGGACAGGGAAGCGGCUAUGGCCAGGGCGCAGGAGCAGGACAGGGAAGCGGCGCAGGAGCAGGACAGGGAAGCGGCGCAGGAGCAGGACAGGGAAGCGGCGCAGGAGCAGGACAGGGAAGCGGCGCAGGAGCAGGACAGGGAAGCGGCGCAGGAGCAGGACAGGGAAGCGGCGCAGGAGCAGGACAGGGAAGCGGCGCAGGAGCAGGACAGGGAAGCGGCGCAGGAGCAGGACAGGGAAGCGGCGCAGGAGCAGGACAGGGAAGCGGCGCAGGACAGGGAAGCGGCUAUGGCCAGGGCACAGGAGCAGGACAGGGAAGCGGAGCAGGAGCAGGACAGGGAAGCGGCGCUGGAGCAGGACAGGGAAGCGGCGCUGGAGCAGGAGCAGGACAGGGAAGCGGCGCUGGCCAGGGCGCUGGAGCAGGACAGGGAAGCGGCGCUGGAGCAGGACAGGGAAGCGGCGCUGGAGCAGGACAGGGAAGCGGCGCUGGAGCAGGACAGGGAAGCGGCGCUGGAGCAGGACAGGGAAGCGGCGCUGGAGCAGGAGCAGGACAGGGAAGCGGCGCUGGAGCAGGAGCAGGACAGGGAAGCGGCGCUGGAGCAGGAGCAGGACAGGGAAGCGGCGCUGGAGCAGGAGCAGGACAGGGAAGCGGCGCUGGAGCAGGAGCAGGACAGGGAAGCGGCGCUGGAGCAGGAGCAGGACAGGGAAGCGGCGCUGGCCAGGGCGCUGGAGCAGGAGCCGGACAGGGAAGCGGCGCUGGAGCAGGAGCAGGACAGGGAAGCGGCGCUGGAGCAGGAGCAGGACAGGGAAGCGGCGCUGGAGCAGGAGCAGGACAGGGAAGCGGCGCUGGAGCAGGAGCAGGACAGGGAAGCGGCGCUGGAGCAGGAGCAGGACAGGGAAGCGGCGCUGGAGCAGGAGCAGGACAGGGAAGCGGCGCUGGCCAGGGCUCUGGAGCCGGACAGGGAAGCGGCGCUGGCCAGGGCUCUGGAGCCGGACAGGGAAGCGGCGCUGGCCAGGGCUCUGGAGCCGGACAGGGAAGCGGCGCUGGGGCAGGAGCCGGACAGGGAAGCGGCGCUGGGGCAGGAGCCGGACAGGGAAGCGGCGCUGGCCAGGGUGCUGGAACAGGAGCAGGACAGGGAAGUGGCGCUGGAGCAGGAGCCGGACAGGGAAGUGGCGCUGGAGCAGGACAUGGAAGCGGCUAUGGCCAGGGCGCAGGAGCAGGACAGGGAAGCGGCGCUGGAGCAGGACAGGGAAGCGGCUAUGGCCAGGGCGCUGGAGCAGGACAGGGAAGCGGCGCUGGAGCAGGACAGGGAAGCGGCGCUGGAGCAGGACAGGGAAGCGGCGCUGGAGCAGGACAGGGAAGCGGCGCUGGAGCAGGACAGGGAAGCGGCGCUGGAGCAGGACAGGGAAGCGGCUAUGGCCAGGGCGCUGGAGCAGGACAGGGCAGCGGCGCUGGAGCAGGACAGGGCAGCGGCGCUGGAGCAGGACAGGGCAGCGGCGCUGGAGCAGGACAGGGCAGCGGCGCUGGAGCAGGACAGGGAAGCGGCUAUGGCCAGGGCGCUGGAGCAGGACAGGGCAGCGGCGCUGGAGCAGGACAGGGCAGCGGCGCUGGAGCAGGACAGGGCAGCGGCGCUGGAGCAGGACAGGGCAGCGGCGCUGGAGCAGGACAGGGAAGCGGCUAUGGCCAGGGCGCUGGAGCAGGACAGGGAAGCGGCGCUGGAGCAGGACAGGGAAGCGGCGCUGGAGCAGGACAGGGAAGCGGCUAUGGCCAGGGCGCUGGAGCAGGACAGGGAAGCGGCGCUGGAGCAGGACAGGGAAGCGGCGCUGGAGCAGGACAGGGAAGCGGCUAUGGCCAGGGCGCUGGAGCAGGACAGGGAAGCGGCGCUGGAGCAGGACAGGGAAGCGGCUAUGGCCAGGGCGCUGGAGCAGGACAGGGAAGCGGCGCUGGCCAGGGCGCUGGAGCAGGACAGGGAAGUGGCGCUGGAGCAGGACAGGGAAGCGGCUAUGGCCAGGGCGCUGGAGCAGGACAGGGAAGCGGCGCUGGAGCAGGACAGGGAAGCGGCUAUGGCCAGGGCGCUGGAGCAGGACAGGGAAGCGGCGCUGGAGCAGGACAGGGAAGCGGCGCUGGAGCAGGACAGGGAAGCGGCUAUGGCCAGGGCGCUGGAGCAGGACAGGGAAGCGGCGCUGGAGCAGGACAGGGAAGCGGCGCUGGAGCAGGACAGGGAAGCGGCUAUGGCCAGGGCGCUGGAGCAGGACAGGGAAGCGGCGCUGGAGCAGGACAGGGAAGCGGCUAUGGCCAGGGCGCUGGAGCAGGACAGGGAAGCGGCGCUGGCCAGGGCGCUGGAGCAGGACAGGGAAGUGGCGCUGGAGCAGGACAGGGAAGCGGCUAUGGCCAGGGCGCUGGAGCAGGACAGGGAAGCGGCGCUGGAGCAGGACAGGGAAGCGGCUAUGGCCAGGGCGCUGGAGCAGGACAGGGAAGCGGCGCUGGAGCAGGACAGGGAAGCGGUUAUGGCCAGGGCGCUGGAGCAGGACAGGGAAGCGGUUAUGGCCAGGGUGCUGGAGCAGGACAGGGAAGCGGCGCUGGAGCAGGACAGGGAAGCGGCUAUGGCCAGGGCGCUGGAGCAGGACAGGGAAGCGGCGCUGGAGCAGGACAGGGAAGCGGCGCUGGAGCAGGACAGGGAAGCAGCGCUGGAGCAGGACAGGGAAGCGGCGCUGGAGCAGGACAGGGAAGCGGCGCUGGAGCUGGACAGGGAAGCGGCUAUGGCCAGGGCGCUGGAGCAGGACAGGGAAGCGGCGCUGGAGCAGGACAGGGAAGCGGCUAUGGCCAGGGCGCUGGAGCAGGACAGGGAAGCGGCGCUGGCCAGGGCGCUGGAGCAGGACAGGGAAGUGGCGCUGGAGCAGGACAGGGAAGCGGCUAUGGCCAGGGCGCUGGAGCAGGACAGGGAAGCGGCGCUGGAGCAGGACAGGGAAGCGGCUAUGGCCAGGGCGCUGGAGCAGGACAGGGAAGCGGCUAUGGCCAGGGCGCUGGAGCAGGACAGGGAAGCGGCGCUGGAGCAGGACAAGGAAGCGGCUAUGGCCAGGGCGCUGGAGCAGGAGCAGGACAGGGAAGUGGUCAAGGGAAGUGUCGGGGAUGUGGCAAAGGUCAAUGUCGCCUUUAGGGACAUGUUCAUGGGAAUUUUGCAUAAUACUUUCUGGGGGUCUUUUCCAAUGCUUUUGUUCAGAUGUCAUGUUUUCCCUGUUUGCUCAAACUGUUUAGAAAGAUUUUCUGACUCUCUCUACCACUACUAUCACCUCAAAUAAAUAAAAAAUUGCUUGAUUUGAA